ACGCAAGAUGGCGGCGCCGUGGAGGCAAGACUGACGCAAAUCUGGUAGCGACUUUCACGCCGAUGUUGACGUUAGGAGGAUACUUAAAAUUCAUGACGGCACGUUUUGUCUGAAAGCACAAAGUUUUGACAGCUUUAAAACACAGCUGGCAUAGUCAAAAGACAGUUAUAGACAUAGAAAAUGACAGCUUGCUAACUAGCAUGUCUGAAUGAUGUCCCGGUUUGCCCGCAGCAGCACAGCCGGUUUUGGGGACAUGACCUUUUGUCUGCGGGUCUGUGUUCGCCUGGCUGUGGGUGGAGGCUGCAGGGUCGUUCUCCGGAGAUGCUCCACGGUUCCGGGACAGGUUGGGUCCGGGGAAGGGUGCUCAACGGGUCUGGGACAGGCCAAAGAGGGUGCAGGGGUCAGAGUGCGUUUCGCGCCAAGCCCCACAGGGUUUUUGCACCUGGGAGGCCUGCGCACCGCUCUGUACAACUAUCUCUUUGCCAAGAAGUACGGAGGCACCUUCAUUUUACGCCUGGAGGACACGGACCAGAGCCGGCUGGUCCCAGGAGCGGCCCAGGCUAUAGAGGACAUGCUUGACUGGGCAGGGAUCCCUCCAGAUGAGAGCCCCCAGCGUGGAGGACCUGUGGGGCCGUACCUCCAGUCCCAGAGGCUGCAGUUGUACUCCUCCACGGUCCAGCGCCUGCUCCAGUCUGGGCACGCCUACCACUGCUUCUGCAGCCCCCAAAGACUGGAGCUGCUCAAGAAGGAGGCUCUGCGCAGCGGUCAGACACCCAGGUAUGAUAACCGGUGCCGGCAUCUGGAGCCCGCACAGGUGCAGCAGAGACUGGACCAGGGCCUCAGUCAUGUGGUCCGGUUCCGUCUGCAGGAGGGGGUGGAGUCUUUCCAGGACCUGGUCUUUGGAUGGACUCGUCAUGAGGUGGCACAGGUGGAAGGAGACCCUGUGAUCCUGAAGGCAGACGGCUUCCCCACGUACCACCUGGCCAACAUCGUGGACGACCACCACAUGGGAGUGAGCCACGUGCUGCGCGGCUCUGAGUGGCUCAUCUCUACGUCCAAACACCUGCUGAUGUACCGCGCCCUGGGCUGGACCCCCCCGACCUUCGGACACCUCCCACUGCUCACGAACAAGGACGGCUCCAAGCUGUCCAAGCGCCAGGGUCACAUCUUCAUCCAGAGGUUCAAAGCAGAGGGGGUCCUGCCUGAGGCCCUGCUGGACAUCACCACCAACUGUGGCUCGGGCUUCGACUCUAACCGAAUGGGCCGCAGUCUGGAGGAGCUGAUCGCAGAGUUCAACCCCACCAAGAUCACCACUCACUCUGCUCUCAUGGACCUGGACAAGCUGCCCGAGUUUAACCGGAUCCACCUGCAGCGGCACGUGGAUGACCCUCAGCUCUGUUCCUCUCUAGUGGAUCAUCUCCAGAGCCUGCUCCUGCUCCAGUACUCGGAGCUCAGCCUGGACCAGGACGUUCUGCAGCCUGAGUACAUCACACGGGUGAUGCACCACAGGAAGGGACACAUCUCAUCUGUGAAGGAGCUGCUCAGCCCACAGUACUCCUACCUGUGGAUCCGCCCGUCCUACACUCCCCAGCAGGUGGCAGCAGUCACCAGCGAGGCCCCCCACAUCGCCUCUCUAGUCAUCAGGCUGAUGGAGCAGAGCGGGGAGCUGACAGUGGAGCGCCUGAGCUCAGAGCUGAAGGCUGUGGCCAAGCAGAGCCAGCGCACCCAGUACAGAGAGGUGAUGAAGCUGCUGCGGCUGGCUCUCAGCGGCCUGCAGCAGGGCCCCAGUGUGGCGGAGAUGAUGGUGUGUUUAGGAGUGUCUGAGACAGUACAGAGGCUCCACAGACUGCUGCAGCCUGCACAUACCUGAAGGAUCCACACACGGACCAACUCCACAGACUGCACUAUGGCCCUCAUAUGGGAAUUAUUAUAUUUUAUAUUAAAAAAUAUGUUUUCAAAAUG
Periophthalmus magnuspinnatus is the source of this 1962-nucleotide messenger RNA. RefSeq names its product glutamyl-tRNA synthetase 2, mitochondrial (gene ears2). The transcript has 10 exons. Gene Ontology annotation, biological process: glutamyl-tRNA aminoacylation. Gene Ontology annotation, molecular function: tRNA binding; zinc ion binding; ATP binding. The record is from RefSeq and is a predicted model, not a curated record. Bases 209 to 1870 code for a protein of 553 amino acids. Lineage: Eukaryota; Metazoa; Chordata; Actinopteri; Gobiiformes; Gobiidae.